AUGCUGAAUCUAAAACAAAGAAGGGAGGAAGAGAAAAAAGAAAAUGAAAUUGCAAAAGCUAAGAAAAUGGUGCAAGCAGAAUCAGAAGUGAGUGAACCAGCUUCAGAAAAACCAAAAACAACAGUGGAGGAGAUUGUUGUACAAGAAGAGAAGAUUGUGAGCUCGGAUGAAGCUACAGUGGAGCCUGAGUUGCAUGUAUCAGAAAUGAUGCCUGUAACUAAUGUAAUUGAAGAGGAGCCUGCACCAGAAGUGAGAAAUGAAGAGGUUUCUGCACCACAAGUGAUUGAGAAGAAGGUUACACCAGAUGGGGUCGAGGAGCAGCCUGCAAAAAAUAAGAAAAAUGAAAGUGCUGAACCACAAGUGCUUGAGAACACGGUUGCACAACAAAUGGUUGAGGAGCCAGCAGAACCUCAUACUCCUACACAGUCGCAGGUGCAACAACCAGUGGAAGCUGAACUAUCUGUUGGUGCAGAACAAUCUUCUCUUCCUUCACCAAAAACUCCAUUGAAUGAAGUCUCAAUAUCAACAUUAAUUUCAAGCACAAAAACAGAUUUGAAAUUGGACGAAAUUUUUGAAGACAAAGGAGAAAAAGAAGAUGAAGGAGAAGGAAAUGAGAAAGGUGACAAAGGAAAAAGACCUCAAAGGAUUCACAAACUACCGGCUGCCUUCUCUUCUCCAUAUUUGGUCAAGUAUCGAGACUUGUUCAAAAAUCUGGACACAAUGCAUCAAAGCCUAGCAGAUUAUGUCUUAAGUGGUCAGGACAACAUUGAGGUUCUUUAUUUUGAUGGAUACAACUACGUCAAUAGAGAGGACAUGAAAACACUGGUUGAUGAAGCGGAAGUGGUUGACUGUGUGAUUGAUUCAUGGUCAAAGUAUCUAAAUGCAAAGGGCCAUAAAGAUAAACUCUUCCUUUCAACAGUUCCAUAUGUAAGUAUAAUAAUUGAUGUUAUUUAA
Molecule: messenger RNA, 954 nt
Organism: Spinacia oleracea (spinach)
Lineage: Eukaryota; Viridiplantae; Streptophyta; Magnoliopsida; Caryophyllales; Amaranthaceae
Exons: 3
Coding region: 1-954 (317 amino acids)
Source: RefSeq, a predicted model, not a curated record